ACCUCAUCUUUUUAUUAAACUACAGGAAAAGUUAGCCACAGUAUGUCAAAUUUUGAAAACACACUGAACAAUAUCUACAUUUAAAAUCGCGUUCCACAUGAUUUGUUGUUUUCCUGAAAGUUGAACUGUCAAUUGCUGAAAGCCAUAAAUGAUAUAGACUCCAAGUCUUCCGCUGACAGUAUUACAGUAUAUGAUUGCAAUGUGGGAUGGAUUAAGAGGAACGUUUGUCUGCUGUAAACUGCUGUCGGGGGAUAGUCAUUCGUGCAACACAAUAUGGUGAUGUAACGGGAGUGGAUGCUAUGUUAUACAUCGAACAUAACAUUAAAAUUUUAAAUUAAUCUUGCACUAUUUAAAGAUCAUCUGUGUAAUUAAUAUGCAUGACCUAAAGAAAAAGUCCAAGACGACGCUAGACUUAAUCACGGUACCUUGAAUGAAGCUGUCGUUAAGCUGUACCAUGAUAAUAAGGAGGCGUCGAAUAUAGACAGUCCCUUCUAAGAAAUGAAAACUCUGAAACUGCUUUGGGUUGGAGUGGGGGUCACUACUGCUUUUGCCGUCCUGGUAUGCUACAAUCACGUGACGAAACAUAUUCAGGCUCCCGCUGUUUCUGACAUUGGCCUGCAUGGGUACGUUAGUAUCUCCACAGGGCAGUACCUUGACAUCCACUGUAAACGAUGUGCUCUGGUGUCGAGUUCUGGUCGGAUGCAGAACUCGAGGCACGGGGGAGACAUCGACCGGGCGGACUGUGUGAUCCGUAUGAACAACGCCCCCACCCUGGGCUACGAGGCAGACGUGGGACACAAGACCACCCUUCGCGUGGUGUCCCACACUAGCGUGCCACUGCUGCUCAAGAAUGACACCUACUAUUUCGGGCGGUCGGCGGACACUGUCUAUGUGUUCUGGGGCCCCGAGGGGAACAUGAGGAUGGAUGGGAAGGGCAGGAUAUUUAAUGCCCUCUUCAGAGUUGCGAAGAAGUACCCCCAGGCCAAGGUGUACACAGUGACCAGGGAGAGGGUUCUUUACUGCGAUAGCGUCUUUCAGAACGAAACAGGAAAAAACAGGUGCUGUUUCCCUCUUGCGCUUUGACCCUUAAGUAAUUAAAAACAUUCUGCAACUGUAAACGGCCUGCAAAAGUCACAGAAAAAUCUCGGCACCUUAAAGGCAUGCAGUUUAAGGUUAAGAAUAAGAAUUCCUAGAGAGAAAAAGCACGUAAAACAGCUAAGGUUUUUGACUAAUUUAAAAGAUCUUUUAGAAAAGGGGUGUAUUGCGGUGUGGUGGCUCUGUGGCUAAGGAUCUACGCCUGUGGCUGGAAGGUUGCCGGUUCGUAUCCU
Lepisosteus oculatus (spotted gar) is the source of this 1328-nucleotide messenger RNA. The record is from RefSeq and is a predicted model, not a curated record. Lineage: Eukaryota; Metazoa; Chordata; Actinopteri; Semionotiformes; Lepisosteidae.